AUGUAUUCGUACGCGGUCCGAGGUAGACGUCGACGUACCAGGAGCGCAGGACACGGACGUUGUGGCCGCGUCGGGCCGUCGACGGUGGCCGUCGCCGCCGCAGCGCACACCGAACCUCAUGUUCUCCUGGUCAGAAAUAAAAUUCCCGUUUCGAUGCCGACCCCAGCCGAGAUCGUAGAGACCGAGAUCUUGUUUUUAUUUGCUUUUAAAAAAACCAAAAUGCCAUUAAAAGAAAAAAUGAAUUCUGGCUCUGUAACCGACGACCAAAAACAAACCAUUAUGAAAAAUGCAUUGCAAUAA
Messenger RNA from Cinara cedri, 300 nucleotides. The record is from the annotation of a GenBank genome assembly. NCBI's taxonomy places the organism in Eukaryota, Metazoa, Arthropoda, Insecta, Hemiptera, Aphididae.